GUGAGAGCGAUUCAAAACCACCCAAACGGCUAUAAUUGGCGUUACGGAAGUUUGAGAGGUCCAGAGAGGAAACACCCCAUAUUUAAAGAUUGAAGCUUUUUUGGUUCAUCUUUGCCAAAAUUUGAUUUUGUUUCCAAAAAUUUGGCCUUUUUAUUGAUUUCCUGUAGUUUUCCUUUUUUUGGGUUUUGAUGAGGAAAAGAAGAUCUGGGUGCUUCAGAAUCUGGUAAAAGAGGGAGAGGAGAAGAGGCAGAGGGUGUAACCUUUUGGGCAUUUCCCUUUUCUUCAUUGCCAUUUUGGUUUUUUAUUGAGGAGGAGUUGGGCUUUGAGUCAUGUCUGAUGGGUAUUACAGUUCUAAGAAGACUGAUGAUAUAUGCGACGACGUUUGUGGAGAGCAGGGAUCAGAAGCAGCAUUGAGCAUGUCCAGACUCCGCUGCAUUUUGCGGGGGUUUGAUUUGAAGACAUACAUUUUCAUUUUUGCCAUUCUUCCAUUAUGCAUCUUGGGUGUUUAUUUACAUGGGCAGAAGGUUACAUAUUUUCUACGGCCUAUCUGGGAAUCUCCUCCAAAGUCUUUCAUUGAUCUUCCACACUAUUAUCACGAGAAUGUGUCUAUGGAGACUCUCUGCAGACUUCACGGGUGGAGUACUCGAGAGUCGCCAAGACGAGUUUAUGAUGCAGUUCUCUUCAGUAAUGAGGUAGAUAUCCUUACAAUCAGGUGGAAUGAAUUGUAUCCGUAUAUUACCCAGUUUGUGCUGCUGGAAUCGAACUCAACUUUUACCGGCCUGCCCAAACCAUUGGUCUUUGCUAAGAACAGGGACCGGUUUAAGUUUGUUGAAGACCGGCUCACUUAUGUAACAACUGGAGGAAAAUUUAAGAAAGGCGAGAACCCAUUUUAUGAGGAGGCAUUUCAGAGAGUAGCACUAGACCAGCUUCUGAGAGUAGCUGGUAUAGAAGAUGAUGAUCUGCUGAUAAUGUCUGAUGUUGAUGAGAUUCCUAGUGCCCACACAAUUAAUCUGUUGAGGUGGUGUGAUGACAUCCCGCCUGUUAUUCAUCUCAGACUGAAGAACUACUUGUACUCGUUUGAGUAUUUUGUUGAUGAAAAGAGCUGGAGGGCAUCAGUUCACAGGUACCAGACCGGUAAUACUACAUAUGCUCACUUCAGACAGAGCAAUUACCUUUUGUCAGAUGCCGGGUGGCAUUGUAGUUUUUGUUUCCGCCAUAUCAGUGAAUUCAUAUUCAAGAUGAAAGCUUACAGCCACUAUGAUCGGGUGAGGUUCUCUCAUUACUUGAACCCAAAAAGGAUUCAGGAUGUGAUAUGCAAAGGGACUGACCUGUUUGACAUGAUACCCGAGGAGUACACGUUUAGGGAGAUCAUUGGAAAGAUGGGACCUAUUCCUAGAUCUUAUUCAGCUGUUCAUCUUCCUGCGUAUUUGCUGAACAAUGCUGAGAAGUACGAGUACCUGUUGCCGGGAAACUGCAAGAGGGAAAAUGGCUGAGACUUGAAAAGCGAAGUGCCUGUUCAAACAGUUGAACAGGCAAAUUGUUGAUAGAACUCUGUGAAUUGGACCGAAUAGUGCUCCCCAUUAGAGUUUGAUAGCUAUUGUGUCGCAGAGAUACAAGGAUAGGUCAUUCUUAGAGUGUUUUUGAGAAGAACAUCAUAGAAUCCUGCAAAUUUAAUGGGAAAUUUAUGUACAUUUCCUUUUCUUUGUCUUUCUUGGGUUUCUCUGGAACCAUAUCAAUUUUUUAAAUGGAGGAUUUUCUUUGAGGGGUAAAUCUUCUCCAGAGCUUUGG
Messenger RNA from Argentina anserina (silverweed cinquefoil), 1788 nucleotides. RefSeq lists its product as uncharacterized. Gene Ontology annotation, cellular component: membrane. Gene Ontology annotation, biological process: protein N-linked glycosylation; N-acetylglucosamine metabolic process. The record is from RefSeq and is a predicted model, not a curated record. The transcript is spliced from 2 exons. Lineage: Eukaryota; Viridiplantae; Streptophyta; Magnoliopsida; Rosales; Rosaceae. Bases 330 to 1493 code for a protein of 387 amino acids. Gene Ontology annotation, molecular function: beta-1,4-mannosylglycoprotein 4-beta-N-acetylglucosaminyltransferase activity.